CUCUAGCCCGCCCACUCGGGGCGGGAGCCGGGCUGGGUGCCGCGGUGUCGGACGCUGCCGCGCGCGGCGGAGAUGCUGCAGGUGCGGCCCGGGCUGUACCUGGGCGGAGCGGCCGCCGCGGAGCCGGGCCGCCUGCGGGAGGCGGGCGUCACGGCCGUGCUGACGGUGGACGCGGAGGAGCCCGACCUCCGGGUGGAGGGCCUGCGGCGGCUCUUCGUGCCCGCACUGGACGGGCCCGAGACCGACCUGCUGAGCCACCUGGACCGCUGCGUGGCCUUCCUGGGCCGGGCCCGCGCCGAGGGCCGCGCGGCGCUGGUGCACUGUCAUGCAGGAGUCAGCCGCAGCGUGGCUGUAGUGACUGCUUUUCUGAUGAAGACCGACCGACUUACCUUUGAAAAAGCCUAUGAAAACCUGCGGACCAUCCAACCAGAGGCCAAGAUGAAUGAGGGUUUUGAGUGGCAACUGAAAUUAUACCAGCUCAUGGGAUGCGAAGUCGACACCCGCAGUGCAAUUUAUAAGCAAUAUCGUUUGCAAAAGGUUACAGAGAAGUAUCCAGAGCUGCAGCGCUUACCUCAAGAGCUCUUUGCUGUUGACCCAACCGUGGUUUCACAGGGAUCCAAAGAGGAGGUUCUCUACAAAUGUAGAAAGUGCAGGAGGUCUUUAUUUCGAAGUUCGAGCAUUUUGGAUCAUAAUGAGGGAAGUGGUCCCAUAGCCUUUGCCCACAAGAGACUGGCGCCAUCUCUCGUGCCCGUCACGGGGAGCCGGGCUCAGUGCACAUCCUAUUUCAUUGAGCCUGUGCAGUGGAUGGAACCUGCCCUGUUGGGAGUGCUGGAUGGGCAGCUCCUGUGCCCCAAAUGCAGUGCCAAGUUGGGUUCUUUCAACUGGUACGGUGAGCAGUGCUCCUGUGGCAGAUGGGUAACCCCUGCUUUCCAAGUCCACAAGAACAGAGUGGAUGAAAUGAAAACGCUGCUGGUUCUGGCAUCACAAACAAGGAAAAUGUGAACUUGUGACAUUUGAUAUCUGAAAGAGAACUUGCCGGAUGGGACCUGCUGCUUGCUUCUGGUCACUCACACGGAGUGCCUGCUGCUUAGACUGGCAGCAUUUCAUCUGAAAUGUGAGAAGAGGAAAUCACUUGAUGUGCCUUGGACACUGUUUAAGUAGACUACUUCAUAUGGAAAUAAAACCUUUUUUUCCCUUUUAAACCCUUACCCAAGGAUACGGUUUUUUUUAUUGAUUUGAGAGAGAGAGGAAGAGAGAGGGGGAGAAACAUUGCUGUGAGAGAGGAACAUGAAUUGGUUGUCUCCAUACGAGCCCUGACUGGGGAUCAAGCCUGAAACCUAGGUAUGUGCCCUGACCGGGAAUCAAACCCUCCUCCCUUCAGUGCACAGAACAAUGCUCCAGCCGGCUGAGCCAGGGCUCAAAACCUCUUAAUCAUGUAAGUUAUACUUUAUUUGAUAAUAACAUCUAUAACCAGA
Messenger RNA from Eptesicus fuscus (big brown bat), 1475 nucleotides. RefSeq names its product dual specificity phosphatase 12 (gene DUSP12). The record is from RefSeq and is a predicted model, not a curated record. Gene Ontology annotation, biological process: protein dephosphorylation. Gene Ontology annotation, molecular function: protein tyrosine/serine/threonine phosphatase activity. Bases 73 to 1002 code for a protein of 309 amino acids. The transcript has 6 exons. Gene Ontology annotation, cellular component: nucleus. Lineage: Eukaryota; Metazoa; Chordata; Mammalia; Chiroptera; Vespertilionidae.